Molecule: messenger RNA, 6185 nt
Organism: Lepisosteus oculatus (spotted gar)
Lineage: Eukaryota; Metazoa; Chordata; Actinopteri; Semionotiformes; Lepisosteidae
Product: zinc finger and BTB domain-containing protein 7C
Biological process (GO): regulation of transcription by RNA polymerase II
Molecular function (GO): DNA-binding transcription factor activity, RNA polymerase II-specific; RNA polymerase II cis-regulatory region sequence-specific DNA binding; protein binding
Source: RefSeq, a predicted model, not a curated record
UCUCCCUGACAUGGUGUACCCAGCCAGGCUUCUCCACUCUGUUUUCCCUCACAAGUCUGUUCUUGAAGGGGAGACCAGCCAUCAUUUAUUACCUUCUUUUUUUCUUAGUUUUUAUUGGAUAUUCCUACUCUUUUUUUCCCCUCUGUCGGCAUCUCCUUCUCUGAAUUGUUGACGGGUACAUUUCGGAGGCAAAUGGAAAGCUGGCUUUCCUUUGGCAUGAAGUGGAGAUGAGAAAGGUCACAUUGUGCCACCUUCUACCCUCUGGGAAAUACGUGAGAAAUUAAAAGAUUAUUUGACGAGAUGAUGGCGAGUGGAGAUGAUGACCUGAUAGGGAUCCCUUUUCCCAACCACAGCAGUGAGGUGCUCUGCAGUCUGAAUGAGCAACGCCGCGAUGGGCUGCUUUGCGAUGUAGUGCUCAUUGUCCGCGACCAGGAGUAUCGUACCCACCGUUCUGUCCUGGCUGCUUGCAGUCAGUACUUCAAGAAACUUUUCACAGUGGGAGUUGACGGUGAGGUGCACAGCGUCUACGAAAUUGACUUUGUCGCCCCAGAGUCUUUGGCUGCCAUCUUGGAGUUUGCCUACACCUCCACUCUCACCAUCACUGCCUCCAACGUGAAAGACAUCCUCAGCGCAGCCCAGAUGCUGGAGAUCCCAUGCAUCAUUAAUGUGUGCCUUGAGAUCAUGGAGACAGGUGGAGAAGAGGAACCAGAAGAAGAAGACGAAGAAGAAGACGAUGGAGAAGACGAAGAAGCAAAGGGGGAAGAACACAAAGAACAAGGAGAUGAAGACAUUGACAACACAAUAGAGGUGUCAGAGAUUCAGGAAAAAGUAGUGAACAAAAGGAUUCAGGAAUCUCCUCCAAGGACCUUGCAGCAAGAAGGCCUCUCCUUUCUGCAGAGACAGAAAAACUCUGAAAGCACAGAGCUGCUUAUGGAGAAACCCAGAGACUCUGAGAGCUUAGAAAGCAGAGCAUUGAGAGACUUUUCCAUUGAGUCCUUGUUGCAGGAAGGGCUGUAUCCAAAGAUGUCUGCCACUGACCAAAGGCAGAGUUUUUCCCCACUCCUACCUGGAUUUUUUCCUCCAAUAUGGGCAGCAGAUUUCCCAGGGUUUCCUCAGAUCUUAGACCACCACCCUACUCCUCAUCCCUUUCUCCAAGAGGUGGAUAACAGCCCACUGGAUUUGGUGGUCAAGAAGGAAGCAAUUAAAGAGGAGCUGAAGGAGGAGAUACCUGCUGGUCUCUUCUCUGGUGACUUCUUGAAGGACCUCAUGAGCACAAGCAUGGGCAUGGCGGCUGAUGCCCAUCUGGGGUCUAUUAAGGAGGAGAGGGACUUCAACUCUUACCUGAGCUUCCUCAGUGCCUCCCACCUGGGGAGUCUCUUCCCACCAUGGCAACUGGAGGAGGAGAGGAAAAUGAAGCCAAAGGCUUCCCAGCAGUGUCCCAUCUGCCACAAGGUCAUCCAGGGAGCAGGCAAGCUGCCUCGUCACAUGAGGACCCACACUGGAGAGAAACCAUAUAUGUGCACUAUCUGUGAGGUCCGCUUCACCAGACAGGACAAGCUCAAGAUCCACAUGCGGAAGCACACAGGAGAGCGCCCAUAUAUCUGUCUCCACUGCAACUCCAAAUUUGUGCACAAUUACGACCUGAAGAACCACCUUCGCAUCCACACAGGCGUGCGGCCCUACCAGUGCGAGCACUGCUACAAAAGCUUCACGCGCUCCGACCACCUGCAUCGCCACAUCAAGAGGCAGAGCUGUCGCACCUCCCGGCCACGCCGGGGCCGAAAACCUGCAGCCUGGCGCUCCUCCAAUCUCCUCUACCCUCCCACCGCUCACCAUGACGACAAGGGGCUCUCCAUGGGCGGCAGGCUCCUGGCUCCUGGUCUCAGUGUUCCAGGAGCCGGCUUCCUGGAGCGACGCCAUCUCGGUGGAAGGAAUUUGAACGUGGAAGACUUGGACAACAACAGCACAGAAAGUUUGGAGGCCAAGCUGUCAGACAGAAACCCUGUAGGGGACAGGGAGAGAAACAGGGGGGUGUUCGCUUUCGCUUUGGCCCGUGAUGACGGGCUUCCCCAUCGGUCAUUCUAUUCAAACAACUCUGACCCCUGGGGAAUGAGAUUGGACCACAUUGCUCCCAUUCCAGAGGCCAGAAACUAAUGAUAUUCCUAUGGACAAAUGGAUAUCCCAUAAUCCUUCAGGACAUUUAUGCCAGAGAGGUUUCAUCAGAGACACAGCUGUGUUUUUUUUUCUCAGUCUUCAAAAUAUGGAAUCAAUUCAUUUCUAUUUGCUUGUUUCAAAUUUUGGAAACAAUAGAAUCUUUUUGCAAUACUAUAUGAUUUACAUUGGAUAGAACAGAUCCUGAAUAAAUCCUGUUUAUCCCUUUAUGAUUAUGUUAAGCUGGAGUUCAGAAGAGUUCCUUCAUAUUAUUUUCUAGAGGGUAUUUACAAAUCCACCAACUUUAUAGUCUAUUGGUCAUUAUUACUGUCAGAAUUACUGUAUUUCAUAUCAAUGUUUCAAUGUAUUUAAACAAAAACUUUGAGAACUUUUAACAUUAGAGAACUUGAUUGAAAUAUAUAUCUCUUAGUUCAUGAAUCAUUUGAGUCAAACUUCUUCUAGCCCACCCUCAAUGGAACUACUUGCUGGUGCAAAUUCAUUGUAAAAUUUAAGAACAAAUAAAUUUGUGUUAUAUGAGACUGGACUUUAAGCACAGGUAUAACUUUAUGUCAAAGGUAAUGCAAAUCUGUAUGGUUUCUUUAAGUACAUGUUGUGCAUAUAUUCCACAGGAGGUGCAAUGCAUCAUUUAAUUAAAUUUCUUGUUCUUGAUAAGCUCACUUCAAUUGAUUGUGACCUGCAACAUCUCAGAUAGAGUUAGAAAGCAGCAAAAGAGACUCAGAUGUUGUAAAAUUAUGAAGUUUUUUACAGUGAUGCUGAAUGACAUUUUACAAAUUCAUGGAUAUAUGACAUUGGCUGAUGCUAAUGCUGUUAGACUUUUUUCCUUAACAGUGUCUAAUUUGACAGAAGUCUCCAUGUAAUGGAAAAUAAGAAAAAUAAUAAUAACAAAUAACAAAACCAAAUAGCGGACCUCAUUAAUUUAACAAAUUUUCAUAAAUCAUAGAUUCUUAAGCCUUGUAACUUUCUGUGUAAUUAAGAUGGAUUUCAUUUGCAUCUCAGAAAGAAACCUUGCCCUAAAUACAGGUUUACCAAACUCAUGUUUACCAAAUGAUGUCAAAAUGAGAGAAGGUUAAGAAGGUUAUACAGGAUAAUGGGUAUUCAUAGCUACUGUUGUAAGUCUCAGUGCUAGCAAGACAAGAUGCUGUAGUUCAAAAGGUUAAAAGUCUUGUUAAUGGACAUUCUUUUUUGUUGAAUAUGAUGAAUUUAGCUUUCAGCCUGUUUGUCACACUUGUAAUAUAUGUAUUGUAAAGGACUAAAAAAUUAUGACAUUUUCUUCUGGGGAUUUUGUUAAUCUUUUUAUAAAGAAAACCUUUUAAUGAUGUACAAAGCUGAAUCCUUCAGAAAAAGAGUACAACUUUGUUUUUAGCAACACUUUUAGCUUUUGCUUUUAUUGGUAUCAUUAAAGAAUAUGUAUACCUAAUAAAUGUCUCUAAAAAUUGGAUGAAAUCUCUAUACAUACAGGUUAUACAUACUUAGAUUUAUCCACCCUCUUAUAUUUCACAGACAUGCUAGUAAGUAGAUGUUGGUAAAGCAUUCUAUUAAGACUUUCACAUUUAACUAAGUACAAUUUCCCCAUUUCAAUUACAUAUACCAAUUUCUGGAUGUAGAGGUCAAAUUCUAAAUAACACAUUGAGACAACAAAUAUAAAGGGAUAGAAUACUUAAUACUUUAGUGUUUGGUAUUGACUCACCUGAUUAAGGAAUUAACAGCCCUGCCCAUAAAGUCAAGGCUGCCUAAUCCCCUCUCAUUUUGGAGGAAUGAACCGGAGAGGCAGCUGUAUGUGUGAAGAUGAGUGGAGGGAGAAGCACAUAAAAAGGUGCAGGUUUUAUUACUGUAUAGAAGAGGGUAAUGUGAGAUUGCAAUUUAACCUCCUCCUGAACUUCUGUAUAACAACUCUGUAUUUUAAAAUAGGGUACAAAUAAAGAAGAUAGCAAUAGGUUAUGUACUGGAAAACAAGAAACACUGUAAUAGUGUUAGUUCUAAAUGAUAAUAAACACUUAUGUGUGGGUUGCAUCUUUUUAUAUUAAAACCUGGAGCAUACUAAAGCCCCUCGAGUUUGCCAGCAGACAGCAGUUCAUUUUUAUAUAAACCACAUACCAAUCAGAUAUGAUUUAUCAUGCAGUGACAAACUGCAUUUGGGUGUUAUCAGCCAGUUCAAAAUAUCACUGGGCAAAUUAUCUUUUUCCCCUCUGAUAUCCUAUUGCUAGAAUACUUAUUUUAUUGUGAUGCUUUUAUUUAUAUAUAUAUAUAUUCACUUAUAUAUUAAAAAAAUAUAAAAAUAAAAUCUGAAAUGCACAGUAAAAUACUGGAUGUGCAGUUUGAAACUCCUCAACAAACUAAGUAUAACCAAGACCUUUACUCCAACCCUUUAGAAUUCUAACCCAACUGCAGUUGAGAGAAUUGUUGCUUUCGCUAUGCAUUCUGAAAAUCAAAAUAGAAGUACACAUCAGUUUUGCACCAUGUGUCAUUGAGAAGCCAUCCUACUGUAGUUUUACAUUAAGCUCACAGUUCUCAAAGUUUCCAAUAGUAGCACUACCUCCUGUAUUCAUUUGCUACUUUAUUGUAAAGUAAGGAAAUGUAGUCAGAAAAAAAAUAAAUCUGAGAAAGGGUAAAAUUAGUACGAGAGUUAAAUGAGCAGGUAGAAGGAUUAUAUCAGUUAAAAUUCACAUUUGGGAAGUUUCAUUUUGGUGUAUAACCUUCUUAAGAACAUUUCAAUGCAGUUCAGUCAAUGGAUGACAAAAAUGUAAUCCUCCCACAAUGGAUAAUACAAACCCAACAAAACAAGUAGCUACUGGAGACUGGGUGAAAGUAAUUAAAAUGCUGAGGGGGCUAGCAAUGUCUAAAUCCAAACACUAACUCAUAAAAAAAAAAACAGCAGCACAAAGGCUUCUGGAAUUAAAUGAUAUCAUGCAGAAAUUGAUUCAGGGUGGAAAUUUUAAUUCAUGCCCCGGAAGCAGGCAGUUUAACAUACAAAACUGUUUUCAUUAAACUGGAAUUAUUUGUAUUGUAUAUUUUAUCCUGCAGCAAAACAUUUUAUUUCUGUUGAAGGAAAAAAAUAUGGAGUUCUGGAGCAGGUAAAUUACAAAAGUGUGCUGGUCAUUUAGUAGUUUUAUAAGGGUGCAUAUUGAUAAUUUAUCCUAUUUGCACAAAUAUGUACAGUAAUGUGAAAAUAUUUAAUGAUGAUGUCUUUUUCAUGAAUGGAAUAGUUCCCCUUUUUAUAACAGCAAAUCAUCCAAAGAUGUUGAAAUUUGUAAAUUAAAUUAAACAGGUUUUUUCUGCUUUUUGGGAGCAGAUUUGGAAUUUAUUUUUUUCUAUUUAUGUGUAUUUUAAGGUGUUUUAAAGCAGUCAUUGCUUUUGAUUUUGAAUGACUGAAAAUUUUGCCUUAGUAACAAAUGAGAAAAGAAAAAAGGGGAUUUAUGGACCUUUAAUUACAUAUAAUAUUCUUUUUAUUGUGUUAUCGAUGUGCAUUUGGAUUAAGAUGACAGAAUUUUCUAGCUAUUUAUGCAUAUUUAAAUUUGCCUUGACUAUAUUUUAUUAAGAGAUUUUAUAAAGUCUUUCCCAAACACUAGAAAGUUGUAUUCUUAUGAGUCUGGGACUCUUUUUUUAGAUUAACUUUUAUUCUUACUGGGUUUGAAGAGCUCGACACAAGUUUGUUUUUUAGACAGUCUCAAAUACUUUUCAAACUUGCAGCGAGUUGCAUGCAUUGCAUUACUGAAGAUGGAUCGAACUAUUUAUGUUUAUUCUUACAUGUAUUAGGUUUACAAAGUUAAAUGAGAAAAAUGAAAACAUAAUGAUACUGGUGGUAGGUGUUUAUGUUUAAUAGGGUUCAGUUUGCUGUGGCAAUUUAUUCACAGGUCCAAUUCAUUUUGUAACUGAGUGAUGAACCUUGUGCUUUUUGGAAGACUGCAAGAGGUGUUAUUGAAAUAAUUACAGAUAUUGCACAUCUUAGUGGGAAUCUUGUGUGUUUCUUUCUCUAUAAGCUGAAAGCCUUGUGCUUUUAUUAAAACCAUGAUUUA